Episyrphus balteatus (marmalade hoverfly) is the source of this 1272-nucleotide messenger RNA. RefSeq names its product serine protease 7-like. The coding region runs from base 50 to 1156 and encodes 368 amino acids. The transcript is spliced from 5 exons. Gene Ontology annotation, molecular function: serine-type endopeptidase activity. Gene Ontology annotation, biological process: proteolysis. NCBI's taxonomy places the organism in Eukaryota, Metazoa, Arthropoda, Insecta, Diptera, Syrphidae. The record is from RefSeq and is a predicted model, not a curated record.
AAAAAUAUUUGAACUUAACUUUGUGUCAAAGAGAAAAGAAGAAACAAUUAUGUUUUCAAAAUACACUAGUAAUUUAAUGAUAGGUGUUUUAGUUGCAUGUCUUCUAGUACAAUUUUCAAGAGCGGAAAAUUCUUGUACAACUCCAUAUAACAAAAAUGGAACUUGCAUCUCAAUACGCGAUUGCGCACCUCUUCUGUCACUUAUUUCAAAGACACCUCUCUCGGACGCUGAUAAACAAUUUGCGAAACAAUCUCAGUGUGAGAAUGGAAUUGGUAGCUUACCGCAUGUUUGUUGUCCAACUGAGGAACCCUCAGUUAACAAUGGAGAAGGAAAUAUCUUACCUUCUGUGCCACAAUGUGGAAAAGUUUCACCGGGUAACCGUAUCUUAAAUGGAAUUCACCCUUCAUUGGAUGAAUUUCCUUGGUUGGCACUUCUGGAGCACUCGGAUAUUCAAAAUGAUAAUAGGUCCGUUUUUUACUGUGUGGGAAGUCUUAUCAAUUCAAGAUACGUCUUAACUGCAGCACACUGCAUUACAGGAGCCAUUCUUCAAAGAGUUGGACCAUUAAAUCGUGUUCGACUUGGAGAAUAUGAUCUCUCCGUGGAAAUCGAUUGUGAGGGAGGAAUUUGUGCCGAUACUUUUGUUAAUAUGAAAAUUGAAGCGACAAUACCUCAUCCGCAGUACAAUGAGUCAAAUCGAAAUAGGGAAAAUGAUAUUGGACUUAUUCGUUUAGAUGAAGUUGUUACUUAUACAAAAUAUAUCAAACCAAUUUGUUUGCCAUCGGCAUUGGGUCAACCAUCAUCAUUGACAACGGGUACUAAUUUAAUAGUAUCUGGUUGGGGUGAUACUACUAUAAGUCGAGAAAGCUACAUUAAGCAAAAAGUAUUCAUACCCAUCAUAGAUUUUCAGGAGUGUUCUGAAAAAUAUGCAACAAGACGCAUACAACUUGCAUCUUCACAACUUUGUGCCGGUGACCAAUCGUUUAGAGGCAGUUGCGUAGGUGACUCUGGUGAACCGCUUAUGAGCGGAGGGGGUAAAAUUAAUUAUGCUAUUGAAGGUGUUAAUUCAUUUAAUAGAUGUGGAAUUGAUGAAUGGCCAGGAGUUUAUACAAAAGUAUCAGAUUUUGAAUCUUGGAUCAGAAGCACUAUUAGACCAUAAUAUGUGUUACUUUAAGCUGAUUGAUAAUAUAUUCAAAACGAAAACAAAAAAACUAAACGCCAAUUAAGCUCGAGAAUGAAAUGAAAAUAAAGAAAUUUUUGUCCAGUAAAUUAAAA